AUGUCUGGCUCUUAUGACGAGGCCUCGCUAGCUCCGGAAGAGACCACUGACAGCUUCUGGGAGGUGGGGAACUACAAGCGGACGGUGAAGCGCAUCGAUGACGGGCACCGGCUGUGCAACGACCUGAUGAGCUGCGUACAGGAGCGCGCCAAGAUCGAGAAGGCCUACGCGCAGCAGCUCACCGACUGGGCCAAGCGCUGGCGCCAGCUCCUCGAGAAAGGCCCACAGUAUGGCAGCUUGGAGCGGGCCUGGGGUGCCAUAAUGACGGAGGCUGACAAGGUGAGCGAGCUGCACCAGGAGGUGAAGAACAGCCUGCUGAACGAGGACCUGGAGAAGGUCAAGAACUGGCAGAAGGACGCCUACCACAAGCAGAUCAUGGGCGGCUUCAAGGAGACCAAGGAGGCUGAGGAUGGCUUCCGCAAGGCCCAGAAGCCCUGGGCCAAGAAGAUGAAGGAGCUAGAGGCAGCCAAGAAGGCCUACCAUCUGGCCUGCAAAGAGGAGAAGCUGGCCGUGACCCGGGAGAUGAACAGCAAGACGGAGCAGUCGGUCACACCUGAGCAGCAGAAGAAGCUGCAGGACAAAGUGGACAAGUGCAAGCAGGACGUGCAGAAGACGCAGGAGAAGUAUGAGAAGGUGCUGGAUGACGUGGGCAAGACCACGCCCCAGUACAUGGAGGGCAUGGAGCAGGUGUUUGAGCAGUGCCAGCAGUUCGAGGAAAAGCGGCUGGUCUUCCUCAAGGAGGUGCUGCUGGACAUCAAACGUCACCUCAACCUGGCCGAGAGCAGCAGCUACAUCCAAGUGUACCGGGAGCUGGAGCAGGCCAUCCGGGGGGCCGAUGCCCAGGAUGACCUCAGAUGGUUCCGCAGCACCAGCGGCCCUGGCAUGCCCAUGAACUGGCCCCAGUUUGAGGAGUGGAACCCAGACCUCCCUCACACUGCUGCCAAGAAGGAGAAACAGCCCAAGAAGGCAGAGGGGGCAGCGCUGGCCAAUGCUGCUGGCGUGGUGGAGUCCACGUCUCAGGCUGGGGACCGUGGCAGUGUUAGCAGCUACGACAGGGGCCAGACUUACGCCACCGAGUGGUCGGACGAUGAGAGCGGGAACCCGUUUGGGGGCAAUGAGGCCAACGGAGGCUCCAACCCCUUCGACGAGGACGCCAAGGGAGUGCGUGUGCGGGCGCUCUACGACUACGACGGCCAAGAGCAGGACGAGCUCAGCUUCAAGGCCGGAGACGAGCUCACCAAACUGGGCGAGGAGGACGAGCAGGGUUGGUGCCGCGGGCGGCUGGACAGCGGGCAGCUGGGCCUCUACCCCGCCAACUAUGUGGAGGCCGUCUAG
Molecule: messenger RNA, 1335 nt
Organism: Budorcas taxicolor (takin)
Lineage: Eukaryota; Metazoa; Chordata; Mammalia; Artiodactyla; Bovidae
Gene: PACSIN1
Product: protein kinase C and casein kinase substrate in neurons 1
Exons: 9
Coding region: 1-1335 (444 amino acids)
Biological process (GO): actin filament organization; regulation of endocytosis; neuron development
Cellular component (GO): plasma membrane; cytoplasm; endosome
Molecular function (GO): protein binding; phospholipid binding
Source: RefSeq, a predicted model, not a curated record